This is a messenger RNA of Aspergillus calidoustus, 4431 nucleotides long. The record is from the annotation of a GenBank genome assembly. Lineage: Eukaryota; Fungi; Ascomycota; Eurotiomycetes; Eurotiales; Aspergillaceae.
AUGAGCUCGAUCCCUCCAAAGUCAGGCCUUCAACCCCAAGGACAGAGCACGUCGACCCAGGCCGCUUCGCACUCUUCCUCUCCUUCGCUCAGUGGGAAAGCCUCGCCUCAGGCGCCGGUUCCCGCUCCGACAUCGACCUCGACCACGGUGCCCCGAUCCUACGCAAACGCGACCAAGAAGUCCGCGACGGACUCAACCGCCGCCGCUCCCGUCACCGUGGGUGGCCCAUCGCAACAUGGGAAGUCGACCUCAACAUCUGUGAGCGGCAAACCCAUGCAGCAACAAUCCCAGCCUCCGACCAUCGUGAAUGGCGCCCCGGCGUCGGGUCCCCAAGGCGACCACUCGAAGAAGCCGUCGGUGACCAUCACCUCCACCUACGUCCCCAACAGUGCGCAGCCCGGUGGUCGGCCCAAUAGCCUCCAGUUCGGCUUUGCAAACCAGCCCUCCCCGAACAUGGGCAGUCCCGCCGUGCUCGCGAGUCAGCCUCAGUCCAGCCUGGGUGUGACGCCCCCGGUUAACCCUCGUGCGACCUCGCCGCAGACUUCGCCCUCGCCCAUCCCUCAGCCUGCGUCGAGUGGUGGCAGGCCACCGCCGUCUUCAUACCACGCGCAGCUGAACUUUGGUAGCUUUGGAAAUGCGGGUGAUAACGCGGGUCAGGCUCCUCUUGGACCUGGGCCUCAGUCUACUCAUCUGCGCCGCGAGUCCUCCCAGUCAACCCACAGUGAUAUAAGCAACCACAUGGGAAGUGGUCCUGGUCGUGGUGGCUAUCCUUACCAGGGUGGUCGCGGCCGUGGGCACUCGCAGUCCAGCCAUCAGGGUCAGGUUCCGUACUCUCCUACUCCCAACUUCCGGACUCCCAACCAGCCGCGCGGCGGCCAUAACAUGGGUCCCCAGUUCCACGCCCCUAACCAAGGACGACCGAUGCACGGAUUCCCAUCUCCGCAAGCUAGCCGCAGCCCAGCGCUAGCCACCGCACUCCCUGUGACUCCCCAAAUGAGCCAGGUCCCUAUGACACACACGCAGAUGCCUCCCCAACCCUAUGGCGCCUAUCCCCCCCAUAUGGGCCCCCAAGCAACCUACCCCUACACGGACCCGAACUACGGAUAUUAUCAACCGACGAACUACCCAUACAUGGCUCCCCCGUCCCCGCAGCCACGUCCCAUUACCUACAACCAGCCUCCGUAUAUGCAAGGCCAGUAUCCUGUCGCCCACGGUCCCCCGCAGGCGACUUCUUUGUCGCGCACCCCUUCGCAGGUUUCCGAUCGUCCAGGAUCUAGCCUGGGUCAGAACCAGCCAUCUGUAACUCCCUCAACGCCGGGACAUGCACACACCCCGAGCCGCACCUCUAACGCUGCCGGUGGGGGCAAGCCCGCCUUUGUCAUUCCCCAGCAGACACGCAAGGCCAUUACCAUCCGUGAUCCUGACAGCGGUAAUGUAAAGACGUUUGAGAAGACUCCCGCGUCCCCGGCACGCGCCACCCCCUCUCCUGUCAAGAACGCGGCGCCAAGCCCUACUCCUCCGUCAAGAACCGGCAGCAGUACGGAUCACACUCGUGCUCAGUCUCUCUCUGCUAACGCCAAGACAGCUGCUGAAAAGAAGCAGGAGCUGAAGGAUGCAGUCCUCCAGAAAAUGCAGCAGGACAACGCCGAGGCACGUCGCAAGGCAGAGGAAGAAGAGGAAGCCGCUAAGCGCAAGAAGCAGGAGGAAGAGGAGGCCGCCAAAAAGAAGCAGGAAGAGGAAGAGGCUGCCAAGAAGAAGCAGGAAGAGGAAGAGGCUGCUAAGAAGAAGCAGGAAGAGGAAGAGGCCCGCGUGAAGAAGGAGCAAGAGGAAGCUGCCCAGAAGCAGGCCUCUGAAGAAGAAGCUGCCCGCAAGGCUAUUGAGGAGUUGAGUUUGAAGGAGAAGGAGGAGAAGGCCGCUUCCGCCGCAGAAGCCUCAAAGCCUGCCGAAGCUGCUCCGGCCCCCGCCCCUGCCGCAGCGGAUGACGAGGAUGAGAUCGACUUCGAUGCUAUUGAAGCAGAGUUGGCCGAACUUGAGGCUAAGGAAGCCGCAGCAGAAGCUGCGUACAAUGCCAAGAAGAAGGCUGAAAAGGAGGAGCGCGAGCGCAAAGAGAAGGAGGAACGCGAGGCUUACGAGGCUAACAUGAAGCAAGCCGAGCGCGAGGCCGAAGCCCGUGAAGAAGCCCGCGAGAAGAAGAGACUGGCUGGUGAGGAUACGAGCAACAAGGAUCUGUUCUCCUCUCUCAAGAAGGGUGGGCUCGUUGCCACUGAAACCAGCACCCCUGCUGACAGCGGUACCGUUACUCCGGUCUCUGAUACCUCCAUGGGACCUCCUGCCAAACCUGCCAGCGCCGGGGCCAAGCAAAAGCCUGCCGCCCUCAAGCUGGAGACCAACAAGUCCGUUGAGCCUCCUCAGCCUACUGCCGGUAUGAAGUCGUUGCACUCCGCCCGCUUUGUGGACGAUCUCAGCAAGAUCUCCUACCCUGACUCUAUUGCCUCCCCCAACCCUGCUCUUAACUCCAACGCACCUGCAGACCGCAAGUUCCACUACAACAAGGAAUUCUUGCUUCAAUUCCAGACCGUCUUCAAGGAGAAGCCGUCUAUUGACUGGGAUAUCCGCGUGCGCGAGACCGUCGGAGAUGCCGACUCGUCUCGCCCACAGUCUGCCCGAACCCCAAUGUCACGUACCCAGUCUCGCACUGGCCCUGACUCUGAUUUCCGUAUGGGCACUUUCGGCCAACCCCCUCGCCCGGCUUUGCCCCCAGGAUCGACCUCCGAGCAGAGGUUCGCUCUCUCCAACAACCGUACCCCGUCCAUGGGCAACCCCUUCGGUCAGUUCCGCAGCUUCCCAAUGGGUGGGAAUGCACCCGGCAUGAGCCGCACAAACUCUUCUCACAACAUAGUGCCCCAAUCCCCGCGCGUCGGGUCGAGGAACCAGGGCAACCGAACUGCGAGCAAGAAGCACCAGGCCAAGCAGGAGGAGAAGAUGGCCGCGUCAAUGCCCCUUACCGCUGGAAAGGAGGUUCAAGGUCUACAGAUUUCGUCCUCUGGGUGGAAGGCUCGCAGCAUUCAAGCUCCCGCUGCCGCUGGCCCUACUCCUGGUGGCUACUUGGCUCCGGAUGUGGUGCAGCGCAAGGUCAAGGCCGCUCUCAACAAGAUGACACCAGAGAACUUCGACCGUAUCUCUGGCCAGAUUCUGGAAAUCGUUUCGCAAUCCAAGGACGAGUCCGAUGGACGAACUCUGCGACAAGUAAUUCAACUCACAUUCGAGAAGGCUACUGACGAAGCUCACUGGGCGUCGAUCUAUGCCAAGUUCUGCAAGCGUAUGCUUGAGAGCAUGAGUGCCGAAAUCAAGGAUGAGAACAUCCGCGACAGACAGGGUAACGUUGUCGCAGGCGGCAGUCUGUUCAGGAAGUACCUUCUCAACCGUUGUCAGGAGGAGUUCGAACGUGGUUGGAAGGUCAACCUGCCUCCCAAGCCUGAGGGUGUCACCGAGGAGGUUGCCAUGAUGUCCGACGAGUACUACGCUGCCGCUGCCGCCAAGCGACGUGGUCUUGGUCUCGUCAAGUUCAUUGGUGAACUAUACAAGUUGGGCAUGUUGACAGAGCGUAUUAUGCACGAGUGUGUCAAGAAGCUCGUUGACUACGAGGGUAUUCCUGAGGAGGCUGAGGUUGAGAGUUUGACCAGCCUGCUGCGCACCAUUGGUGCCAGUCUGGAUGCCUCAGAGAAGGGUCCCGCCAUGAUGGAUGCUUACUUCGCGCGAAUUCAGAUGAUGAUGACUACCCCCGAUCUGCCAAGCCGUCUCCGUUUCAUGCUCUUGGAUAUCAUUGAUCUGCGUAAGAACCACUGGAACUCAAAGGAUGCCGACAAGGGUCCCAAGACCAUUCAACAAAUCCGCGAAGAGGCUGCUCGCGCCCAACAAGAGGCAGAGAUGGAACGCAUCCGCCAACAAUCAAACCGGGGAGGCGGUGGUCGCCCCGCCAUGGGCCGUGGUGAUUCUCGAAACUUCUCAGGCGGCUACGGACAAGCACCUCCCCAAGACUUCGCUUCCAGCAAGGUUGGAAGUGAUGAUCUCCGCCGACUCCGCACCACCCGUAAUACCAACCAACCCAUGUCAUUUGGACCUUCCAGCAUGCUCGGCUCGCGCAGCAACAGUGGACGCAGGAACCUUGGCCCUGGUGGCAACCUGGUUCGCGGCAGUGAUGACAGUGCUGCCAGCAGCCGUACUGGAACACCCCCUGCCGGCAAGAAGGAAGAUAAAGAAGCUGCCUCCUCGAUCAACGCUUUCAGCGCUCUUGCCCAAUUGCAAGAUCAGGACAACAUGGCCACAUCACCCCCAUCAAACCCUACCUCACCUCUGCUGACAAAAUCACAACCCGCUGUUGAGCGUCGACCCUCCGCAACCCCGUCGAAGGACGGCGAGGAAGCAUCAUAG